Molecule: messenger RNA, 951 nt
Organism: Spirometra erinaceieuropaei
Lineage: Eukaryota; Metazoa; Platyhelminthes; Cestoda; Diphyllobothriidea; Diphyllobothriidae
Source: the annotation of a GenBank genome assembly
AUGAUCGCGCGCGGGCUAGUCUGCCUUCUCCUUCCCCUCAUUUGCGGCCUUGUGGUUCAGGGCGCCGUGCUAAACUACGGCGGUUACCAACCUUUGCUGCAGCAGUUCCGAACCCUCAACCCUCUGCAGAGCCACCAACAGCAACAGCAGCAACCGACCCAUCAAUGGUCCUACGCCUCCAUUGGCCAGCCGGCUGCGGUUCAUCAGCCCCAGCUCCAGCAACAGACGACCUACUCCUCUCCCGCCGCCUCGGCCGCGCCUCUGGGUCAGUACCUGCAGCUCUUCAACGGCCUCCAAGGCAGCAGCGGUGCUGGUGGCGCCGGCGCCGUCUACGAUAGUUCGACCUCCGGCCUCGGUUCCUCACAGCCGGCAGACAAUCUCUUCUUCUCUGCUUUCCCAUCGGCCGCUACCAGCAGCACUGGUAGCCAAAUACCGGUCGUUGGCGCCACGGCGGCGGUAAGCGGCAGCGAGACGCCAAUUGUAAGCGGCGCCAGCGGCUCCUACCUCGACGCCACGGGCUCCGCCAUUAACCCACUUUAUGGCGGCCUCUACAGCUCCGUUGUGGGCAGCCCCACUGACGGAGUGCUGGGCGCGAACGGAGGGAUCCUCGGAGCCGGUGACGACACUGCCGUGGUGGACAGCGCCGGCGAUGCUCAGUUCUACCUUGGACCCAGCGCAUUUCAGUCGGCGGGGACAGUGGACGCGAACGGGGUCUUCCAGAUCACCCCCGAGGCUGCGGAGCAGCACAGACAGCAGGAUGAGCGACUGCGACAACUGCUCAUCAAGCACUUCACUACCUCGCCGUUCCACCGCAACAACGACAAUGCCCAAAUCAGUUCAAUCGGACAGUUUCCUCUAGUUGGUACCGUUGGAACUGGAACCUACCUGCAGUCGCAGCAGCAGCCGCAACAACAGCAGCAGCUUUCCAUUCCACUCUCUUCCUACCUGUAA